This is a messenger RNA of Plasmodium gaboni, 1083 nucleotides long. RefSeq lists its product as hypothetical. The transcript has 5 exons. Bases 1 to 1083 code for a protein of 360 amino acids. Gene Ontology annotation, molecular function: nucleic acid binding. Lineage: Eukaryota; Apicomplexa; Aconoidasida; Haemosporida; Plasmodiidae. The record is from RefSeq and is a predicted model, not a curated record.
AUGAUUUUUAAAAGGUUCUUCCAUAAGUAUCCUGGAGGAAGUAAAAUAAAAUGUUAUAUAGAAAAACGAAAGAAAAAGAAAUUAAAUAUAAGUUUAUUUCAUCAACCUCUAUAUUCUAAGAAUUCGAAAAAUUUUAUUGAUUGGAGAUAUAGUACUCCUAAGUCAGGGUAUGAAUAUAUGUAUAUAUAUGGAGAGAACACUAUUGAAAUAACGAAUUUACCGAAUAACAAAACUAAUGAAUAUAUUCAAGAACGUCUAAGAAAAAGUUUAAAUAAAUAUGGAAGAUUAAAAAUUAUCAGAUGCUUAAGUCAUAGGAAUGAUCCAUAUAUAAAUAAUAAUAUUUGUUAUGCUACAUUUUAUAAUAGAAAAGAUAUGUAUAAAUGUAUACGUAAUAUUAAUAUAAGACUUCCAAUAUCUUUACAGUAUAAAAUAUUAAAAUUUAAAAGUUUACUUUCCAAUAAAUGUAAUGAUUAUAAUUAUUUUUUUAAACAAGACCAUUAUAAUUACAGUGCUAUAAAUAUAGCUUUGAAUUUGUUUAAAUAUUUAGAAUAUAAUAAUUGUAGUAUGAAUAUAAAGGAUAUCUACAAGCAUGUAUUUGAAUAUUCGUUUUAUCCUCAUAAAAUUAUUUCUUCAGGAAUAUCAGUUUAUAAAAUAUUUAAAAACUGGACAAAUUUUAUAUAUUUUUUUGAUAACUUAUUUCAUAUUGUAAAAAAAGAUGAUGAUAUUUUUAUUACAGCCAAAAUUCUUAAUGAUCAAAAUUUAUCUAUUUAUUUAAACAACAAAUUAAUUGAAUUAAAAAAAAAAACGGAACAGAGUAAUUCCGUGUAUUGGAGGGAGCACUCUUUACAAUUACCCGAAGAAAUUGAAAAUAGAAUAAAUAACGAUCGUCCAAAAAAGUUAAAAGAGGAACUGCAACUUUUGUCCAAGACAAAAGAUUUUUACAAGAUUCAUGACGAACGACACUUAUUUAAACUGAAAUUAAACAAGGAGCGAAAAGAAAAAAAAAAGAUGUUAAAAAAAAAUAAGCAACAAGAAAAGGAAGAAAAGGAAAAGGAAAAACAACUUAAGAAGGAAAUGUACUGA